This is a messenger RNA of Linum tenue, 7104 nucleotides long. The record is from the annotation of a GenBank genome assembly. NCBI's taxonomy places the organism in Eukaryota, Viridiplantae, Streptophyta, Magnoliopsida, Malpighiales, Linaceae.
GUACUCUUUCCCGAGGAAGAAAAUCUGGAAGCAUCCACAUGCUCGAUAGCUCGCUCAGCCUUUUCCCCAAUUUUCUUGGCGAUGGCGGCAGCUACCCUCCUUCUCGAUCGGACUUCAAAAUCUUUGGACCCAUUCUCGGAUCAACCAAAACCGUCCGUUCCAGCUUCACGGCUAAGCUCUCAAUCACAUCACAACCAGCGGCCACCACCUCCGCCCCCUCCUCCACCGCAACCGUCACCGUCAUUAUCAACUUUUUGCCUAUUUUCCAAGUCUCCGUAGCAUACUCCUUUCUCUCGCUCCGGCCAAUCCUAGUCUGUUCGAAAUCCCCCGAUUCUCUCCUCUGCUUCAGAUGAAGUCCGCCAUUCAACUCGAGCCGCCGCCUCACGCCAACCUCCUCCACUUCCACCACCACAAAUUCCCCGCCAGAACCCGCCAGCUCCAUCUCUACCGCCGCCGCCGUCACAAAUCGGCGGCCAGAACGCUCGUGCUCUGCGCCGGCUUGCUGGACCCCUUCCAGAGCUUCCUCACUCAGUUCCCUUCCUCGAAUUCCCUCGACCUUCUCGCUCCCGCCAUCGGCCUCGCCUCCGGUUUGACGCUCUACCUCGCUGGACGGAAGUCCAGGGACAAGUCUCCUGAAGUCGGCGAGUGGAUUCUGUUCACCAGCCCGACGCCGUUUAACAGGUUUGUGAUUCUGCGGUGCCCUUCCGUAUCGUUUGAAGGGAGCGAGUUGCUGGAGGGGGUGAAUGAGAAAUUGGUGGAGCAGGACAGGCAUUUUGUGCGCCUGAACAGCGGGAGAAUUCAAGGGACUUUCGGCGAGGAGGAUGCUGGCAGUGGUGGCUCUCUGGUGGAUAAACUGGAGUACCAGAGAGUUUGUGUGAGUGCGGAGGACGGCGGCGUUGUGUCGAUCGAUUGGCCGUCGAAUUUGGACCUGGAGGAGGAGCGUGGACUGGAUACGACUUUCUUGCUGGUGCCGGGGACACCGGACGGGAGCAUGGAUCCUAGCGUUAGGUCAUUCGUCUGUGAAUCCCUGGGCCGCGGAUUCUUUCCCAUUGUUAUGAAUCCUAGAGGCUGCGCUGGUUCUCCGCUCACCACUGCCAGGUUGUUUUCAGCUGCUGACAGCGAUGAUAUAUCCACAGUUGUACAUUUCAUCACCAAGGCAAGACCAUGGACUACAAUCAUGGCUGUUGGCUGGGGUUAUGGUGCAAGCAUGUUGACAAAAUAUCUGGGAGAAGUCGGGGAUAGAACUCCAAUUACAGCUGCCACUUGUAUUAAUAACCCUUUUGACUUGGAUGAGGCCACAAGGUGCUCUCCUUAUCAUGUCGCUUUGGAUGAGAAGCUCACUGGUGGGCUGGUUGAUAUACUACGGGCUAACAAGGGACUGUUUCAAGGUAAAGCAAAAGGGUUUAAUGUGGAGAAAGCCUUAUUGGCAAAAUCCGUUCGUGAUUUUGAGAAAGCAAUAUCUAUGGUGUCUUAUGGUUUCAAAGAAAUAGAAGAAUUUUAUUCUAAAUCAAGCACUUCAGGUUUGGUCAAGCAUGUGAAGAUUCCUGUGCUCUUUAUCCAGAAUGAUGAUGGUGCUGUCCCGCUCUUCUCCAUUCCACGCAGUUCAAUCGCAGAAAAUCCUUGUACAAACCUUCUUCUAUGCUCAUGCUCACCGCAUGUGACCAAAGUAAACAACAGAGCAGCUCAGUUAUGGUGCCAAAACCUUACAUUAGAGUGGCUCACAGCCGUGGAGCUCGGACUCUUGAAGGGGCGUCAUCCACUUCUUGAUGAUUUAGAUGUUACCGUCAACCUAUCAACAGGUUUAAGUCGUAGAGAAAGGGCAAUUGUUGACAUUCAUGGAGAGAAUAAAGAACUCUUGGAUCUUACUGUAACUGAUACCAAUGGGUAUGCUGUGAGUCUAUCCAAUCAGCUGCCUGACGGUAGCUCUACCAGUGAUGGGCUUAAUUCAGGAUCAAUACUUCAUUAUGACAAAGAUAUGGAAAUCGAAGAUGGAUUACAGGGAGAAGAAGGCCAGGUUAGACAGAGAACUACUGUAGAAACAGACCUGAUGGAAGAUGAGUCAGCUAUACCUGUGGAUGCUGAAAGAGGCGAAGUGUUACAGACAGCACAGGUAGUAAUGAAAAUGCUGGACACUGCAAUGCCCGGUGCUCUUGCGCAGGAUGAAAGAAAGAAGGUCUUGUCUGCUGUAGGUCGAGGAGAGACACUUUUGAAAGCCUUGGAAGGUGCUGUACCAGAAGAAGUUCGCGGAAAGCUUACUGCAGCUGCAUCAGGAAUUCUGCAAGCUAAUCGUAUGAAGUUAAAGCUUGAUGGGCUGAUGGGUAGUGGUGAAGGUAAGAUACCAGCUCUAUCUUCAGGGUUGAAGUCAACCACGCAAGUAGAAGCAAGUUCUGACAGCAUGUCAAAAGACAUUGCUGUAGAUGAGAUGAAUAAGACAAAUAGUGUAACAGAUGAUGUCGGUGACAAUCAAUCGGGGAUUGACCAGUCUGGUGGUGGUCUAGACCCAGAGCUUCUGUCUUCUGAUAAUUUGCAGAAAUCUGUUGACUUAGGUCAGUCUCAAAGUAUGACAAAUCAGCAUGGUGAUAUACGUGGUCCCCCUACAAUGGGAGCAAAUGAAUCUGAAAAUAAUCAUACUAGUGAUGGAGUCACUAGAGAAAAAGCUGCUUCGUUUGCCGAGAGUAAGGAUAAGGGAUUGGAAGCUAGUCUGGAGUCUGUUCCUGAAAAGGCUGGUAGUGUCAAGGAUGCCACUUCCAAUGAUACCAAAUUGCUCCAUGAUGAUGAAUCAUCACCUGAGCCAGUCACUAGAGAAAAAGCUGCUUCGUUUGCCGAGAGUAAGGAUAAGGGAUUGGAAGCUAGUCUGGAGUCUGUUCCUGAAAAGGCUGGUAGUGUCAAGGAUGCCACUUCCAAUGAUACCAAAUUGCUCCAUGAUGAUGAAUCAUCACCUGAGCCAGAAACGAGAAAGGAUAAUAAUUCUCAUGAAAAGACGACCAUGGAGUCUUCUAGUGAGCAGAGUGAGGUGACACCUUCCAAUAUUAGUGACGGCGGCAGUCCGUCUGCAGGAGUUCCUGAGCCUCAACAGUCUGGAAAGGAAGGCAUUGAUGAUCAGAAGAGAGAUAGCAUAAGCGAACAGCCUGUACCGAUUCAAAACAAGUCUGCCCUUCCCGAUUCCAAUACCCCCACCUUCAAUGUCGUUCAAGCCCUGGAUGCCUUUGCAGGAAUUGAUGAUUCCACUCAAGUAGCAGUUAACAGUGUCUUUGGUGUGAUUGAAAAUAUGAUUGACCAAUUUCAAGAGGAUCAGGAUAACAAAGAUCAUGCCAAUGAUGGAAAUGAUACUGAAGAUGAAUUUGAUGAUUCUGGUUCUAGUGAACCGCUGAAUGUUGAUCGGCCAUCAGCACAGGCUGGAGCAGGUUACGAUGGUUCAAAGGCGAGACCUAAAAUGGAUACAUUAAUUUCGAGUGGCAACAUUUCUAGUAACUCUGGGAGGGUUGUUAAUAACUACAGAAGCGAGAUUGAAAAGGAACAGUUAUUUGGUAUUAGAAGUACAACUGACUUGGACGAUAGCAAUGUGAGAGAUAUUCCUUUGCGUGUGAACAAACACCUAUAUGAGGACUACCUGCAGAAUGCUCACCUCAACAAAUAUCUUCUAGCUAAGAUGCCAAAAACCAAACCACUGGAUGUUGACCCAACUGCUGCUUUAUUACUUGACUAUUUUCCAGAAGAUGGCCAAUGGAAGCUUUUGGAACAACAUGUGAAUGUUGGACAGUUGAGGAAAACUGCUUCAACUAGUAAUGUUGUUCAACGAAAGGUUAAGGUCCAAUUGAAUGCGGAGGUGAAAAAAGGAGAUGAUUUUAUUGAACCUUCCUAUGUUGUGUUAGAUACUGAGACACGUCAGCAGCCUGUUGGAGAAUAUAAGGUUUUGGACAACCUAAAAAGGAAGGCAGGAGAUGUUAGCGUCAAGACAGAAGAGCUUAUACAUUCUGUGAAGCACAUUAUCCUGGAUGCACUAAAGGUUGAGGUUGGCCGCAAGCUGAGUGUGGCUGACGUGAGAAAAAUGAAGCCUGAUCUUGGAAGUGAUAUUGAACUAGUGGCUGAUGCUGUAUCUUUGUCCGUUGGGCAUGGCAAGGAUCAUAUCUGGAACGUCCAUGAUGAAAACAAUAAGGUCGAUUAUAAUUCAGAAAGGCACGGUGUCCUUCAUGCAGAAAGCAUUGUGAGUGCCAUAUCAUCUUCUGUCUCAGGAACAACCUAUUUAAGAAGACUCUUACCGGUGGGGGUCAUAGUAGGUUGUUGCUUAGCUGCAUUGAAAAAACAUUUUGACGUAGCUACAGGACCUAAUAAUGAUCUGGAACCAUAUGAUCAAAAUGAAAGUUCUCUGGAAAACUGCCAAGAUGAAAUGAAUACUAGUAAGAAGGAUCUAAAGCUUGCAGAUGAUCUUGGAGUUUCUAGUUUGAACCAUACAAGAAAUAGAAAGGGUGAAGAAGCUGUAUUGAAGAACAUAGACAAUGACAGCAUUAUGGUGGGUGCUGUUACCGCUGCCCUUGGAGCUUCAGCUUUUCUAGGACAACAGGAUGACAAUGAAAUAGAGGAAACAUCGGCCAAGUACUUGAAGGAGAGAGUAAGUCCCCAAAUAGCAUCAGAAAAGCUUGAUGGUGAAUUGUCUGAAAAGGAUCAAAACAACAUUGUUGCAAGCUUUGCUGAGAAAGCGAUGUCAGUUGCUGGUCCAGUAGUUCCUACGAAGGAAGAUGGUGGAGUGGAUCAAGAAAGGUUGGUUGCUAUGUUAGCUGAUUUGGGUCAAAAGGGUGGCAUUUUGAGUUUGGUUGGGAAGCUUGCUCUGCUGUGGGGUGGUCUACGUGGAGCUAUGAGCCUGACUGAGAGGCUUAUCUCUUUCUUGCACUUAGCUGACCGGCCCUUACACCAAAGGAUUCUGGGAUUUGUGGGCAUGGCUCUUGUUUUAUGGUCGCCAGUUGUUAUUCCAUUGCUUCCAACACUGGUGCAGAGCUGGACAUCUGGCACUCCAUCCAGAUUUGCGGAGCUUGUUUCAAUUCUUGGCCUCUAUGCUGCUAUUUUGAUGCUUGUUAUCAUUUGGGGCAGAAAGCUACGUGGGCAUGAAUUUCCACUGAAACAAUAUGGGCUGGAUUUGACGACAUUGUCCAAGAUCCAAAGCUUUUUCAAGGCCUUAGCUGGAGGGAUGGCACUUGUUUUACUGAUACAAUCUGUAAAUGUAUAUCUGGGCUGUGUGAGUUUUUCUUGGCCUGCAAGGCACCCAUCUUCUACGAAUCUUGUCGUAGCAUAUCUGAAACUGUACGGCCAAAUGGUUUUGCUUGCCCUACAAGGCAUCCUAUCAGCAGCUGGCGUUGUGCUCGUUGAAGAAUUGUUUUUCAGAUCGUGGCUGCCCGGAGAAAUUGCUUUGGAUCUUGGGUUUCAUCAAGGAAUUGUCAUUUCGGGACUUUUAUAUGCUCUUUCCCAGAGGUCUCCAUUGGCAGUGCCAGCACUGUGGCUUCUAUCUAUGGCCCUGUCAGGGUUACGACAAAGAAGCCAAGGCAGCCUUUCUGUGGUGAUUGGGGUACGUGCUGGGAUAAUGGCUUCAAGCUAUGUUCUUCAGAGAGGUGGAUUCUUGACGUACAAGUACACGUUGCCUUUAUGGGUAGCAGGGACUCAUCCAUUCCAACCUUUUAGCGGGGUGGUCGGUCUUGCAGUCUCUUUGUUAAUGGCAGUGGUUCUAUACCCAAGGCGACAACUGCAUGAGGAAUUAGAGGGGAACUCUUAGACGAAGAAUCAUGUUAUGCUCAUCAAGAAUCCACAGGCCAGUGAUAAGCGCGCAGCGAGAAGGCCAGCAAAAGCUCUGUUUGCAAUGGCAGCUUGCAUUGGAUAUCUCUUGCGCCGCCAUUUUACGUAUUCCACGGUGAAAUCGAAACUGAGGGAUUAUUUACGUUUGCAGCAAAGAACAUGAAGAUGAGGACGGCUGCAAGUAAACGCAAGUCGGCCAAUUUUGCGACGAAACAACUGUAUUUGUAUACUUGUACAGAUGUCUAUAAUGAAUAUGGUACGUAUAUACUUCACGUCCCUGAUCCUACACUGAUUGGGACGCGCAGAAGAAGAAGAAUUGAGACGACGUUGUUGGCCAUUAAUGAAGACCAUUAUUAAUAAAUGGAGAACAGUCUGCAAUGAACUUCGAGAAAGUGUCUCCUCAAGUUGUAGAUACCAGAGUUUCGCACUCAAAUCUCGUUAAAUCUCGUUAGAAUGCUAGACCAGCCCUUGCUGUUCCGCCUCUCAGGCUUCCUCCGCGACUGAAAGGACCAGGGCUGAAAUGUUCAGUCCAAUUGGCCAAGUUUGGCCUACCCCGAGCAAAUCAGACCGGAUCAAAGAAGAAACAUGGACAGGAUGGAUCAGUUUUAUAAAUUGAUCCUACAAGAACUGGUCAUACAAGGUUAUAACCAGACUACAGAGCAACCCCCUGGGUUUCGGAUACCAUUGGUACAAACGACCAAGUUCUUGAACUUAAAUAUCUACAACAUAGCCACAGGUCGGGCCUCUUGGCUCAUCAAGUAACCAUCAACCACCUUCUCACCGGUUUCUCGCGCAGACUUAUGCAACAAUCGGAUAUGAAGCGCAAGUGGCAACACCUGCAGUCAAGAAGACAAUGCCAAACCCAAAAUGAGUCCAUUGGAAGAAGCACCGCAUUGAAUGGAAUAACAGUGCAGUCGUCGUAGUAGGUACAGUAGGGAAGUUAACUUACCACACAUGUUCUUCCCCAUUUCCAUCUUGAAGUAAUUAACCACUCUCCCCCCAAUCUCCUCCCUAGGAGUUCUUGAUGAGCCAGUAUGGUACGCCGUCUUCAACUCCAUACCCGACGGCCAUAACCGCAUGGUUCACAUCCUGAAUGUUAGAGUGUGAUAUAUGAUCCAGCAUAAACUUCUCCCAACAACUUGAGUUAUUGGGAACAACUGGUUUAUGACAUGGUAUCAGAGUUAGCUUGGCCAAGUGGUUGUGUGUUCGAAUCUCCACGACCCCCAAUAUUAACAGUUGAUUAAAAAGCACAAUGUAUGGUGGGCCUGUGCAAACUUAAGCACAUAGAUUGGCUUUUGUUUGAGGCGGUGUGUUAGAGUGUGG